Trichoplax adhaerens is the source of this 612-nucleotide messenger RNA. RefSeq lists its product as uncharacterized. Lineage: Eukaryota; Metazoa; Placozoa; Uniplacotomia; Trichoplacea; Trichoplacidae. The transcript is spliced from 7 exons. The coding region runs from base 1 to 612 and encodes 203 amino acids. The record is from RefSeq and is a predicted model, not a curated record.
AUGGUGGAUAUGCUUCGUGGAGAGACUCUGAGAGUUGAUAAAGCUCAAAAUAAAUUGUGGUCUGAAGGCAAUCUAGUAGAAGAACCUGAAGAUCGAAGUAUAAAUAUUAAAGCAAGAAUUAGAAAUUAUGAGUUGGUAAAAGAAACAAUUACUGGCCUUGUAGAAGAUGAAGGAUUCUCCUACAUUCAAGAGGAUACAUUUUUUACAUGUCCUAACGGUCGUUUGAAAUUACGAGAAUAUAAUACCGGCGAAAGUUUGUUAAUGUUUGAUGUUGAAGCCGACAAGGAACUCUUUACUAAUUCCAAAUAUUGUUAUUCAGAAGUUAAGGAUUUAACAGCCACUAAAAACAUUCUGAAAUUAGCCUAUGGGAUUAAAGGAGUUGUAAGAACGGAGAGGCUCAUUGCCGAAUUUGGACAGACAAAAAUUUAUUUAGAUCGUGUGGCAGAUUUAGGCGAUUUUAUAGAAAUUUCGGUCGAUCUGACGCAUGAUCAAACCUUGGAAGAUGGCCAAGAGGUCGCUCGUGAUUUAAUGGAACAGCUAGAUAUAGGGCAAACUGAACUAGUGCACUCUAGUUAUAUUGAUAUGCUAACCGAGUUUGAUGACUGCCUUUAA